CCUGCAACGGGAGAACGGCAUGUUCAUGGGGUAUUUGCUACCAACGCUCUGCAAUCUGGACCGCAAGUUAGAAGGACUGGAAAACAAACCUGAGAGGUACACAUACUGUUUUCAGCUGUUGAGAGGUGUGUGCGAAGCCCUAAGAAAGCGGUUUGCAGCUAUCUGGGAGGACAAGAGGCUUCUUCUGGCAGCCUGCCUACACCCUCGCUUCAAACUAGAUUGGCUGGAAUCGUGUCAGGCCACCACCCAUACCAACAAAUACACAAUGAAAGCCUUGUUGAAAGCUGAAAUAAAGAUGGGUGUACUUAAUGAGGACAGUGAUCAGUCUUCAGAUAAAGACCAGGAAGGAGAUGACUUAGAAGAUGACUUCUUUAACUUUCUGCCCCAGGGCAAGAAGUCAGCAGUGGACACUGCUGAGGAGGAACUGGUGAGGUACCUGAGGUCUCCCAGCAGGGAAGUGUCAUCACUCCAUGGCUUUCCACGUGUGCUGCGGUGUUUUUUGCAGCACAACACAGGCAUGCCUUCAAGCGCCGCAGUAGAACGCCUGUUCAGUACUGGUGGCAACGUAAUGACUGUAAAAAGACAUUCCUUGUCUGACAUGCUCUUUGAGCAUCUUGUUCUUUUGAGACAUAACAGAAACAUAUUAUAAAAGCAUUUCAAUUGUAAAAUUUGAUUUCAAGA
Rhineura floridana is the source of this 681-nucleotide messenger RNA. RefSeq lists its product as uncharacterized. The record is from RefSeq and is a predicted model, not a curated record. The transcript has 2 exons. The coding region runs from base 20 to 649 and encodes 209 amino acids. NCBI's taxonomy places the organism in Eukaryota, Metazoa, Chordata, Lepidosauria, Squamata, Rhineuridae.